Messenger RNA from Cydia pomonella (codling moth), 1966 nucleotides. RefSeq names its product gamma-secretase subunit pen-2 (gene pen-2). Gene Ontology annotation, cellular component: gamma-secretase complex. NCBI's taxonomy places the organism in Eukaryota, Metazoa, Arthropoda, Insecta, Lepidoptera, Tortricidae. The record is from RefSeq and is a predicted model, not a curated record. Bases 151 to 456 code for a protein of 101 amino acids. Gene Ontology annotation, biological process: Notch receptor processing. The transcript has 3 exons.
CUGUCGCGUUUUUCUGUAGCUUAAAUAGCUCUUGAUGACAAAUGCAUAAUGUGUCACUGUCAGUGUCAGUUUACUAUUGACAGCAACUGCAGUGUUUUCUACAAUAAAUAGCUAUUUUAUUUCAGAAAACUUACUAAAUCCGAAAUAAACAUGGAUAUAACAAGAUUACCUAACGACAAGAAAUUACAAUUAUGUAGGUGGUACUUCAAAGUUGGUUGUUUGUUCUUACCGUUCGUGUGGGCGGUGAACGCGGUGUGGUUCUUCAAGGAAGCCUUCACGAAGCCGCCGUUUGACGAGCAGAAGCAAAUCAAGAGGUAUGUGGUAAUGAGUGGUCUUGGAGCCCUGGCGUGGGCGGUGGGGCUGAUCUCCUGGGCGCUCAUCUUCCAAGCGCGGCGGGUAGCGUGGGGCACUACUGGAGAGGCACUGUCUUUCGUGCUGCCACUGGGCAGGGCUUAGUUCUAAGCUUAUCCUUCUAUUUAACUGUUCUGUUCAGCCCUCAUAUAUAUAGAUAUAUGUUUAUAACUGUGCUCCUUGUCACUUAAAAUUACAAUUUUAUUGGCCAAUUGGUUACCUGCCGCAGAAAAAAGCCUUUAAAUUACUUAGCCAUUCAUCGAAUAGCCCCAACAUUGGCUUUCCCUUUGAAUAGCUUACCCGUUAAUUUGACUUAGCUCUAGGAAGGGGUUUCCUUUUCAGGGAUACCGCUAAAUGAAAGGGUAUCUUUCCUGUGCUGUCAACGCGCUAGACACCCAAUCCUUCUCUUUAAACAUAAAUACGUAAUAUUUGAUUCUAUUUUUACCAAGAGAAAGUUGAAAAUGGCAUGUUAUAAUUUAUAAUCGAUACCCCUUCCAGGGGUUAGCGCUUAGGAACAGGUAUCAGCUUGCCCGUAUUAUGAAGCGCUUAAAAAGCCAAAUGAAAUGGUUUUAGUUAGCAACGGCUUUGGUAUUGCUUACCAGCCUUAUGAAAUACCCCUUCAAAAACCCUCGAAGGGAAUACUCGUUAAAGCUCCGAAGCGUAGCAUAGUCGUCUCUCUCUAUCACUCUUCCAUAUUAGUGCGACAGUGACAGUUGCGUUUUGUUAGUCAUUUAGUCAUUUAUUUAUUGCAACCAUAGUUUAGUACAGAUCUUAAUAACUAAGUACAUUCAGAGUCAUAUGGGCCCUGGCAGGGCAUUGCAAUGUCAUACAUAUUUUAAUUUACAAUUAUCUCAAUCGUUAUUCGUGAAUCUACUUAUUUGGUACUUAUUAUGCAUGCAUAUAAUAUUUUUAUAAUCCCAUAUCUAGUCUUAAUUUUAUAUAUUAUGUCACACUUAUUAUCUAUAUUUUUACAACCAUUUGUUUGCACUUACAUCUAGAUCCUAUUUCGCUACAGAGCGUAAUGAUUGGCAUCUUGGCAAGUGGGUAGGUAGUCAAUUGACCAAUAAAACAGUGAUGUUAAGUGUCAAGGAGCACAGAUAUAUACAUAGCUAUAUAUAUGCGUAUAAUUUAUAAUUUUGAAUGGGCUGAAUUUCUGGGUCCUCAUAUUCCUACAGUCAAGUUCAUAAAUAUGUAUACAUUUUUUACCUUAUUGCAAUGGAUUAACGUGAAGAAAUUAUUACAUUUUUUUUUUAUGUAAGGAUCACAUCUACACAAUUACAGGACUAGGAAGUAGAACAUUAACAGAUGCUUAGCCACUUAUAGAUAGAUGACCACAGCUACAUACAUAGCUAGGUGCAUAUUUAUGAACUCGACUGUACCACUCACCAGGCCUUUAAUGUAUGUUUAUUUUCUAAUUGUAACAUUCCACAAAAAUUUCAAAACCCAAAAAAAAAACUAUAGAGAUAACACUCUUCUAUAUUGCUGAAAAGGUUUAAAAAGGUAUUCAAAUAUGAAGCAAAUGACGCAUAUAGUAUUAAGUUUUUUAAGCAAUAAGUUGUAAAUAGAAAUUAUUUAAUAAACUUAAGUUAUUGAAUGCUAAACAAGUGUGUCAUCA